CCGUAUCACUACGUACCUACCGAGUGGAUCUGUAUACUGUUUGUUGUGCUGUACAGCAUUUCGACGGUCUUGCAUCUUGGCCAAAGCGUCAAAUACCGCUUGUGGUGGCUGCUGCCCACUGUCGUGCUCGCCGGAGCGAUCGAGAUCAUGGGCUGGAGUGCUAGAUUGUGGUCCAGCAAGAGUCCUAGACUUUUGGAGCCUUACGAGAUACAGCUGGUCGGCACGAUUCUAGCACCUACACCCCUGGUGGCCGGGAACUUCAUAAUACUCGGGAACAUUGUGAAGCUGUUGGGCACUCGCUAUAGCCGACUUCCUCCGAAUUGGUUCGCCAUCGUCUUCUGCUCAUUCGACGUGAUAUGCCUGAUCAUACAAGCAGUCGGAGGCGCAUCUGCUGCUGCUGCAGUUGGGCAAGGGAGAAAUCCUGAGAAGAACAUGUCUAAGUCCUACCAGGGUGGAAAUGUCAUGCUCGGCGGGAUUGUUGCCCAGAUGAUUGCGAUUGCUCUCUAUGUUGCCUGCGCGGGCGAAUUCUUUCUGCGAUACUUUUCCGACUCCCCUGUUCGAAUUGAGAGCAGCGAGACUACGGUCCGUGGUGGACGACUCAAUCAAAAGAUGAAGUACAUGAUCGUCGGAUUGACUUUCGCCACAACCUGUAUUUUCAUUAGGUCUGUUUACCGUACGAUCGAGCUUGCCAACGGAUUUGCGGGACCGAUCAUCUCGACGCAAGUCUACUUCAACGUCCUUGACGGUGCAAUGAUUACUCUGUCCAUCUAUACCAUUAAUAUUGCGCACCCAGGCUUCUUGUUGACUAAACAGGUGGAGAAUAUGGCGUUGCAGGGUAAAGAAUCCAAGGUGUAG
This is a messenger RNA of Coniophora puteana RWD-64-598 SS2, 855 nucleotides long. Its product is annotated as RTA1-like protein. The record is from RefSeq and is a predicted model, not a curated record. The annotation marks the transcript as partial. Gene Ontology annotation, cellular component: fungal-type vacuole; plasma membrane. The transcript has 10 exons. Lineage: Eukaryota; Fungi; Basidiomycota; Agaricomycetes; Boletales; Coniophoraceae.